GGAGUCAUGGACCGCGAGGCUGGGCGACCUUAUACCCCGAGUGUGCGGCCAAAAACCAGUCCCCCGUGGACGUAGUAGACGAGAAGUCUCUGCCUUCAGACGAGUACCUGGAGCUGGUCAUGGACCGAUUCAACGUCGACUCCUCCAACCAGACGACUAUGAAGAACACCGGAAAGACAGUCGCUGUGCUCCUGAAGGAUGACUAUUUUGUGAGAGGAGCGGGACUGCCGGGGCGUUUUAAAGCCGAGAAGAUGGAGUUUCACUGGGGCCAGAGUAGUGGAUCAGCAGGCUCCGAACACAGCAUAAAUGGCAAAAGGUUCCCUGUAGAGAUGCAGAUCUACCUUUACAAUUCAGACGACUUUGACAGCCUCACUGCUGCCAUCAAGGAGAGACGCAUCAUCGCUGCCAUGGCUGUCUUCUUUGAGCUCGGACAAAAAGACAACCCGGCUGUGGAACCAAUCAUCCAGGGAUUGAAAGGAGUGGUGCAUCAUGAAAAGGAAACCUACCUCAGGCCGUUCAUCUUGAGGGAUCUGCUGCCGUCGUCCGUGGACAGCUAUUACCGAUACACCGGCUCUUUGACCACUCCCCCCUGCAGCAAGGUAGUGGAGUGGAUCAUCUUCUCCCGGCCGGUGUAUCUGUCCCACUCACAGCUGGAAGCGUUUUACUCCAUCUUCACGACGGAGCAGCAGGACCACGUCAAGUCUGUGGAGUAUCUGAGGAACAACUUCCGACCUCUGCAGGAGCUGGGCGAAAGGAAGGUCUUUAGGUCGGCCGUGAAGGAUGCGUGGCAGAAGGAUCUGACCGAGAUCUUGGGAAGCCCGCACAGCACCGAGGCCUCAAGAGUGUGCAGCAGCGCCCCGGUGGGCAUGAAGAUCCAGCCGCUGAACCAGACGGCCCUGAUGGUGAGCUGGGAACGCCCUCUGACAAUCUACCACCCCCCCAUCACCGGCUACAUGGUGUCCUACAGCUGGGUGAAGCGGGACGUCGCGGACGAAAAGACCUUCACCAAAACGGGGGACCAGAGGAUGAAGGCCGUCAUUACGAACGUGUCUCCUGACGUCCUGUACCUGUUCAGAGUGCAGGCGGUGUGUCAGCAUGACCUGCGCAGCGACUUCAGCCAGACGCUGCUGUUCAGAGCAAAUACAACCAGGAUCUUUGAAGGCUCUCGGAUCGUGAAGACCGGAAUGCCCACAAUUUCUCCAGCCUCCUCAGCAGACAUGGCUCCCAUCAGCUCGGGUUCCUCCACCUGGACCUCCUCUGGUAUUCACUUCUCCCUGGUGUCCAUGGCAACUGGAAUGGGUCCUUCCUCGAGUGGCAGCCAGGCCACGGUGGCGUCCGUCGUGACCAGCACCUUGCUGGCCGGUUUGGGUGUCGGCGGAGGGGUCAUUUCCUCCUUGCCGAGCUCUGUCGGACCCACUCAGGCGCCUCCAGCCACUCAGAACCCGACGACCCCGCCCAGGACCGAGCAGAAGACGGACGCCGAGACGGACAAGCCGUCCGAGGACAACAAGGCCACUGAAGAGGAGAAGGAAGAGGGAGAUGAGGGGGAAGGGGAGCAGGAGGAGGAAGAGGACGAGAGGAAGAAGAAGACCAAGAAUUCUCCCGACGUCGUGGAGAAACAAGCGAACAGCACCGUGGCCGAGGAGCCGCUAGUCCCGACUCCUUCCUCCACCGCCAAAGAGAAAGGCACCAAAGUCAUAGAAAACCCAGAGGACGAUCGGAUGAUGAACACCGAGAGGAAACCCACGGAAACCAACGAAGUCUCUACCCAGGGCUUCCAAAACGACACCGCGGAGAUGCAGAUCCCCGAGAGCGCCACGCUUUCUUCAAAGAUCGGCGCCGAUGGGAAGAGUCACUGGCCUUUCUCCGUCUACACCGAUCCGACCGUCUUGGCCAACGUGACUCGGACCCCUCACCCCGGCAUGGGCAGGAUGGUGUGGAUCGUCCCCCUGGUGGUGGUGUCCGCCCUCACGCUGCUGUGCCUCAUCAUGCUGCUGAUCGUGAUGGUUUACUGGAGGAAGUUUUUCCAGACGGCGCAUUUCUAUGUGGAGGAAAGCAGCUCUCCGAGGGUGGUGGCCAAUGACAACAUCCCGAUCAUCCCCAUUCCAGAUGACAUGGAGGCCAUCCCCGUCAAACAGUUUGUUAAGCACUGCAUGGAGCUUUACAAAAACAACAUGCAAGGCUUUGCAGAGGAGUUCGAGGAGGUCCAGCGCUCCACGGCUGACUUGAAAAUCACAGCUGAGCAUUCAAAUCAUCCUGACAACAAGCACAAAAACAGAUACAUCAACAUCGUGGCCUAUGACCACAGCAGGGUGAAGCUACGCGCUCUGGCAGGAAAAGAUGCCAAACACUCGGAUUACAUCAACGCCAACUACGUGGACGGUUAUAAUCAGCCCAGAGCUUACAUCGCGGCUCAGGGGCCCCUCAAGUCCACGUUCGAGGACUUCUGGAGGAUGGUGUGGGAGCAGAACACCGGAAUCAUCGUCAUGAUCACAAACCUGGUGGAGAAAGGAAGAAGGAAAUGCGACCAGUACUGGCCGACGGAGAACAGCGAGCAGUAUGGAAAUGUGGUGGUGAUGCUGAAGAGCACCAAAGUGCAAGCCUGCUACACCGUACGCCAUUUCCUCAUCAGGAACACAAAAGUCAAAAAGUGUCAGAAGGGAAACCCUAAAGUGAAGCUGAACGAGCGCGUGGUGGUCCAGUUUCACUACACUCAGUGGCCUGACAUGGGAGUCCCAGAGUACACGCUGCCCGUCCUCACCUUCAUCAACCGCUCCUCUGCAGCUCGAACGGCGGACAUGGGCCCGGUCCUGGUACACUGCAGUGCUGGGGUCGGCCGCACGGGAACGUACAUCGUCAUCGACAGCAUGCUGCAGCAGAUCAAGGACAAAGGCUCCGUCAGCGUCCUGGAUUUUCUCAAACACAUACGCACACAACGCAACUACCUGGUCCAGACUGAGGAGCAAUACGUUUUCAUCCACGACGCUCUGACGGAGGCCAUCCUCAGCAGAGAGACCGAGGUUCCCGCCUGGCAGCUGCACAGCUACGUCAACAGCAUCCUCACGCCCAACUCCAGCGGCCGCACGCGGCUCCAGAAGCAGUUCAGGCUGCUGACUCAAUGUAACACCCGAUUUGUCGAGUGCUUCAGCGCCUACAAGGACUGCAACAAGGAGAAGAACCGCAAUUCCUCCGUGGUUCCCUCGGAGCGAGCUCGGGUCGGACUCACCACUCUGCAGGGCAUGAAAGGAACAGAUUACAUUAACGCAUCCUACAUAAUGGGCUACUACAGGAGUAAUGAGUUCAUCAUUACCCAGCAUCCUUUGCCCCACACCACCACAGAUUUCUGGAGGAUGAUUUGGGACCACAACGCUCAGAUUAUCGUCAUGCUGCCUGACAACCAGGGCCUGGCGGAAGAUGAAUUUGUUUACUGGCCAAGUCGGGAAGAGGCCAUGAAUUGCAUCGCCUUUACUGUCACUCUCAUCAAUAAGGACAGACUGUGCCUCUCUAACGAGGAGCAGAUCAUCAUCCAUGACUUCAUCUUAGAGGCCACGCAGGACGACUACGUGCUAGAAGUGAGACACUUUCAGUGUCCUAAGUGGCCCAACCCAGACUCCCCCCUCAGCAGCACCUUCGAACUCAUCAGUGUCAUCAAAGAGGAAGCCAUGACGCGAGACGGCCCCACCAUCGUGCACGACGAGUACGGAGCGGUGUCCGCGGGGAUGUUCUGCGCCCUCACCACGCUGUCCCAGCAGCUGGAGAACGAAGGGCUCAUCGACAUCUAUCAGGUGGCUAAGAUGAUGAAUCUCAUGAGGCCGGCAGUCUUCACUGAUAUGGAGCAGUACCAGUACCUUUACAAAGCCAUGCUCAGCCUGGUGGGGAGCCGCGAGUGCAGCCUGAGCCCCGUGCACAUGGACACUAAUGGGGUGGCGGUGAUAGCAGACGAGUCGGAUCCUGCAGAGAGCAUGGAGUCGCUCGUCUGAGGACAUUCCAGCAGGCACUUAAUUUGUAAAAAAAAAAAAGGAAAAAAACUUUUCUGAGGCCUUUUUUGCCAGACUAUUGAUUAAACAAAUAACCUUAUUACUUUUUAUACUGAUAAAGUUUUUUGAUAUUUAUGUUUUUGUCCUUUAUUUCUCGUCUUAAAUGUUCUCCUGCUGAGCAUUUGCACCUGUUUAAGUUGACACGAGGAACAAGCAGCUCUGUCCAGUUUGCACUAUAUUAUCAGUGUUACUGCCUACGACCCGGCGGAACCGGGCUUUUUGGACCGCAUCCAACCCGAAGCAUGAAGACCAGGAGGAGUUACGGCCAAUCCUCACUUAAUGAAAGGAAAACACUUCAUCACGUGGUAACAUCGGCCAGCAUGUCACGAACCGUUUGAGGCCCCGCCCCACAUGAGGGCGGAGCUUGUUUUCACACAGUUGUCCCAGUAUCUCACUGCUGUCCUGUAUCAAAAUGUACUUAUUUCGUCAGUGAGUUACAACUUCUAAUGUGAAUUUUGGUUCUGCUUUUUACAGGGUUUGAUUAUAUGAUCCUCCAUCCGACAUGCAGCUGGCUGUUUUUAUUUACUUUUGCAUAUUAGUCUGCAAACUGAUGUGGAUUCAUGUUUUUUUUGUACGUGUAACUUACGAAUCUGAUUUUUGUUGAGUUGUCCCUCGCUUCUGUUGUUGCUUCUCUAACCUCAGCAGCUCAGCUGUUCAACAUGUACCGACACAAUGCAAUGCCUACAGAAAAAAGGCUUCACUCUACCAAACGUUUUUCAUGUUUUAUUUUGACGCGUUUCGUCCCCGGUCGGAGAGAAUUUGGAUUCGACACUGAUCAGCACUGAAUGAGUUGAUGUCGAGGUGAAAGAAAUGUUGGCUAAUUGUGUUGAAUUGACUCAGAAUGGAGGUUUUUUAAUUGAAUAUUUUUUGACGUUUCUUGAUGUAACUCGACUAUUUUCUUUUACGACACAACCGACUUUUUCCCUUUUUUUUUGUUUGAAAUUUGACAACAGAGGAGGAUCUUCACAGACUGUGCCUGUGAAGAUGCUGUUCAGUGCCUUGAAUAACUUUAUGCUUUUUAGUAAAAACAUUUUAGUCCAAAUUAUUUUCUCAAACGAAUGUCGGACGCUUUUGACUUUAAACGAAGAUUUUUUUUGUGUGUGUAAAAUAAAAGUAAUAAUUUAAAGAGUAUAGUUUCACUUUGACACCUGAAAUCCGCUGAUCAGUGUCUUAAAAAAAAGAACAGACCUGUAAAUAAAUAAAACAUGAAAAAAACCUGCAAGAAGUGAAAACUUUCUAUGAAAACACUGUAGUUUCUUUUUCGUGGGUUGAUGCUUUAUUUGUAACCAAAGAUGUGGUUCCAGUUUGCAACAUGUAAGUGAUUUUGUCCUGAGAUCUAUUUAAUCGAUAAGAAUUAAAAAUCACAAUUGUUAAAAUGUGCAGUACAGAUUUCCAGUGUCAAAGGUGUGAAUUUAACCAAGUUGAGCAUGUUUCUGUUUGAGCCUCAGGAACACACCUUUCCCAAUAAUCUGACUUUGUGAUGCUUUCCUCAUAUUAGAAAGUAAGGUUUCAGAUUCCGACUGUAAAUUGUAUUUUAUUUGCGCUGAUAUUCCUUCUCCACGUUAUUUUGUGACUAUAAUUAUAAUCUCUUUUAAACCCUGAAUGUUGCUCUCUCAUCAUUUAAACUUUAUUUUUACUGGGGGGAAAAGCUCAAAACUUCAUCGAAACUUCAGUGUGGUUGUUGGUGGACAUUCAUUUAUGUGUUUUGGGUUGAAAAAUGCGUAAAUAGUUCAAGUACAGCUGUUUUUAUUCAUUAGUAUUCUGAAUAAUAUUAUACUUUUGUCAUAUUGCCACACUUAUUUAGAAUGACUUUAGAGUGUUUGCUUUAACAUCACACACUGGAAAAAGUAUACUCCCAUUUUUACAUUUUUGUUUUAUUUUUAUUGUUUUCUCACCAUUUGCUUAAUAAAACCCCUGCAGAAAUA
Messenger RNA from Oryzias melastigma (Indian medaka), 5962 nucleotides. It is a transcript of the gene ptprga, whose product is annotated as protein tyrosine phosphatase receptor type Ga. The record is from RefSeq and is a predicted model, not a curated record. NCBI's taxonomy places the organism in Eukaryota, Metazoa, Chordata, Actinopteri, Beloniformes, Adrianichthyidae. Gene Ontology annotation, molecular function: protein binding; protein tyrosine phosphatase activity. Gene Ontology annotation, biological process: protein dephosphorylation.